UUGUUAUUGGAUUUUUUUAUAUCAACCCAGUGUUUGCCACAGUGUUGGCGCAGUUCCUAAAACACCAGUGCAGCAGGCUACCUGUGGCGAGAACUCCGUUUCGAAUUUGGGGAGAAAAAAUAUAGUGGCUAUAAUUAACACCACCAGCGAGCACGAUGUCUCUGGUCGCCGAAACAGCCCAGCGCUCGUUGGAGGAGGAUUCUUUCAUCAUACUCGGCACCUCGCCGACACCGUCAAUGGAAAACUUUUCCCUCGAUGCGCCGGUGCCCUCGCAACAGCCAGCAUCAGUGGUGGAGCGCGAAAUAGCCGAAUCGGCUAAAUCUUUGUCCGUGUCCAAGAUGGAAACAUCCACCCAGCUCGAUUCGACCACCUACAGCCUGCUGACGAACGGUGCCGCAGUCAUGAAUGGAUCGACGAUUGCGUCGCAGACAGCAAAUCCGUCGCUGCAUGAAUCAUCCUCCCCCAAAGUGUCGAUGAUUGCGUCAACCGAACCGCGCUCGGUAAAAGGCUCGCUGAAUCGAAGCUUGCAAUCGUCGAUCGAAAACAAGGAAAAUGUUCCGCGCGAUCAGAUGCUGAUGUCCGGUAGCUAUACCCAACCCAACCCAACCGCUUCCUUCAUACUGGGCGAAACACAGUCGAUUCUGCACCAGUUUCCCAGCCUGGCCCAAUCGUCCGUAUCGUUCGAGGAGGUUCAGCUGCUGCAGAAGCUUAGCCUGGAGCACAGCCAGCUGAAGGAAAGUUUGCAGCGGGCAAAUGUGGCGAUGCGUAAGAACUUUGUCUCCAUACAGCACCUGCAGGACGAAACGAAGGCAAAGUACGCCGAGCAGGAUGCUCGCAUAGAGCAACAAAAGCAGAGGAUUGAUGAGCUGUCCGCGGAAAACGCACGGCUUGUGGCUGAACUGGAAGCGUUCCGCGCAGCUGCGAGUGAGAAGGAAAAGGAGCUAAGGAACUCGAACGAAGAGCUGAAAGCGGAGAUGGCCGAGGUUGGGCGUGUGCGUGAGGUGGAGCGUAAUGCGGCUCAAUCGGAGGUGGACGAGCUUCGCAAAGAAUCGUCCGAACGGCAGGCCAUCAUACAGAACCUGUCGAAGCACAUCGAACGGUUGGAGCUACAGAUCAAAGGCUUUGUGGUGGUGCAAAACAACCAACCGGAAAGUGGCGACGGAAAGGCGAACUACGUAUCGGAGGAAACUCACAAGCGGGAGCUGAAAGCGAUUGAGCGCCGUCUGUCGGUCGAGGUGGCCAAGAAUUUGGAGUUUGAAGAUAUGCGCAAUGUCUACGUUGAUGAGAUCAAUUGUCUCAAGGCGAACGUAAAGGCAGCGGAACAAGUGUACGCAGCCACCCGUGUCGAGACGCAGAAGCUGUUUGACGACAUCAAGUCCCGGGACGACAGCAUUCGGCAGCUGCGUGAGGAGAUUGCCGCACUCGAGGAGCGCCUGCAGAUGCUGACGGUGCAAUCGGACAUUUACCAGAAAGAUUUCGAAGCCGAACGUACCGCACGCGAAGAGCUGGCCGGUGAAAAGAGUCGUAUACUGUCGGAAUUUGAAGUGCUGCAGCGUCGUAACGUGGAGCUGACUACGCAGCUUUCGCAAACGGAAUCCGAGCGUGUGCAGACAGCAGAACGAGCUGCGAUAAUGGUACGGCAGGCUACCUCUAGCCUGGACACGACAGACAAUAAACCAUCCCCCGCAGAAGAGAAGGAACCGUUGAGUUUGUUGCGGUGUCCGUUGUGCCUGAAAGGGUAUCAGGAUUUUAGUUCGUUGCAGAGCCAUGCGGCUGACUGUAUGGGAAUAGAGUAGAAUGCAGCACGUCGCAUGAUGAUGUAGCCACGUAUUAUGAUGAACAAUUUAAUCGUUAAACCCUGAAUUGCUUAGCCAUAUUUGAAAAACAAUGAUAUGAAUUUAUUGAUGUUACAAUAAACGAAUCCUAAUGUAUGUAGAGGCAUGGUUGAAAUAAUCUAA
This is a messenger RNA of Anopheles stephensi (Asian malaria mosquito), 1958 nucleotides long. It is a transcript of the gene key, whose product is annotated as NF-kappa-B essential modulator. Gene Ontology annotation, cellular component: cytoplasm; nucleus. Bases 156 to 1796 code for a protein of 546 amino acids. The transcript is spliced from 3 exons. Gene Ontology annotation, biological process: regulation of canonical NF-kappaB signal transduction. The record is from RefSeq and is a predicted model, not a curated record. Lineage: Eukaryota; Metazoa; Arthropoda; Insecta; Diptera; Culicidae. Gene Ontology annotation, molecular function: K63-linked polyubiquitin modification-dependent protein binding.